This is a messenger RNA of Achroia grisella, 1322 nucleotides long. RefSeq names its product ribokinase-like. The record is from RefSeq and is a predicted model, not a curated record. Bases 221 to 1168 code for a protein of 315 amino acids. Gene Ontology annotation, molecular function: ribokinase activity. NCBI's taxonomy places the organism in Eukaryota, Metazoa, Arthropoda, Insecta, Lepidoptera, Pyralidae. Gene Ontology annotation, biological process: D-ribose metabolic process. The transcript has 6 exons.
CGUAAAGGUUAUCUUAUCUGAAAUGAAAUGUCAUCACAAAAAGUAAAACAACCAUCGAUCAAAACAAAUACAAUUAAAAAAUUAUUUAAGUCAAACGCGUUAAAUGUGCUUUAUUAAUUUUGACCAAAUAAAUACGUUCAGUGAGUUUUAAUACUAUAAAAGCGUAGACAGGUUAUAUUUAUCAAAUUCGCAGUCACGUCAUUAAUAAAAAGUAACUAACAUGAACCGUGAAAGCGAGUUACUACCCAAAAUAGUGGUAUUAGGAUCAUGCAGUGUAGACUUUACAACUUAUGCUCCCAGGCUCCCGAAACCUGGUGAAACCCUUAUUGGCACUAAAUUUAUAACGAGCUAUGGUGGUAAAGGUGCAAAUCAGUGCGUAGCGGCCGCAAAAUUGGGUGGAAAUACAUUCAUGAUAUGCAGGCUAGGAGAUGAUCCAUGGGGUGAUCAAUAUAAACAACACCUUAAGGAUCUUGGAGUUGAUGUGACUAAUGCUCAUAUAACUCCUAAUAUAACUACAGGCAUAGCUCAAAUAUCAGUGGCAGAAAGUGGGGAAAAUCAAAUAGUCAUUGUACCCGGUUCCAAUGGUCAUUUAAGUAAAUUGGACGUAGAAAAGUCCGCUGAUCUUAUAACGAACGCAGAUGUCCUCAUUGGCCAAUUAGAGACGCCGUUUGAAACUACAUUAGAAGCAUUUAAAUUGAACAAAGGAAUAAAAAUAUUAAAUGCAGCACCAGCUCGAAAAGAUAUUGAAGAAAUACUACCUUACUGUUCAAUAUUAUGUGUAAAUGAAUCUGAGGCGUCCAUUCUUACAAAUCUUGAUGUUGAUAUUUCAAAUGCUACUAUUGCUUUGAUGAAACUGUUAGAAACCGGCUGUGAAAUUGUUAUUAUUACAUUAGGUGAAAAGGGAGCUGUAUAUUCAUCAAAACAUGAACCAACACCAAUACACGUAUUAUGCAACCCUGUGACUCCUAUUGACACCACGGGGGCUGGGGAUGCAUUCGUAGGAGCUCUGGCAACGUUUUUAAUGACACAGAAGAACUACCCAAUGCAUCAAAUUAUUGGAGCUGCAUGUGAUGUUGCCACUAUAUCAGUUACAAAGGAGGGCACACAAACCAGUUACCCUACAAAAUUCAAUGCUUCUGAUAAAGAAUAUAAAUAUUUGUAUCUGUAAAUAAAAAAUUAUUAAAUAAAACAACUGGUAUACAAACCAUCAAGGUUUUACAUUUAAUUAAAUAAUGUAUUCUUAGCAAGAAACAAAUUAUAGAAGGUAUCGCUUAUUCAUUAUCUAAAGCCCAAAAUAAACAUUUUGAUAUCUUAAACAAACC